Molecule: messenger RNA, 4100 nt
Organism: Planococcus citri (citrus mealybug)
Lineage: Eukaryota; Metazoa; Arthropoda; Insecta; Hemiptera; Pseudococcidae
Exons: 27
Coding region: 164-4018 (1284 amino acids)
Molecular function (GO): iron ion binding; FAD binding; oxidoreductase activity
Source: RefSeq, a predicted model, not a curated record
GCAACAAGUGUUUGUUAUACACUCGUCGAGUUGGGCGAAGCAAGCAGCUAUAAAAGCUUUCUACAUUUAUAAAUGUGCAUGUUCUAUAGUGAAAACGUGUUUUUUUGAACGUAAUAUUGUGUUAUUUAGUUAUACCGUUUAAGUGGAACUUUCGUUGCAAAAAAUGGUCAUUCAACAGGGAUUACUCAAGUUGAAAAUACACGAUACCAUUUACACAGUUGGAAACGAUGUACCACCAGAAACCUCAUUGAAUGAAUACAUAAGGAACUAUGCUAACCUCAAAGGUACCAAAUUCAUGUGUUUAGAAGGAGGCUGCGGAGCUUGCAUAGUUGCCAUAAAGAGACCCAAUCUGAUAACCGGUAAAGAGGAGAUAAUCGCAGUGAAUUCGUGUCUAGUGCCAAUUUUUAGUUGCUAUGGAUGGAGUAUAAUCACAGUCGAAGGCAUAGGAAACAGAAGAAAUGGAUACCACAAGGUGCAAUCCACUCUGGCCGGAUUUAGUGGCACUCAAUGCGGCUAUUGUACUCCUGGCAUGGUCAUGAAUAUGUUCAGCUUACUCAACGGUGAUAGCAAAAUCACCAUGAGCGAUGUUGAGAAUUCCUUCGGAGGUAACAUAUGUCGAUGUACAGGAUACAGGCCUAUUUUGGACGCUUUCAAGUCUCUAGCCAGUGAUGCUACUCCCGAGCUGAAGAAAACUUGCACCGAUAUCGAAGAUAUCAUGUCCCAGAUGAAGAUCUGUUCCAAGACCCAGCAACCUUGCGAAAACUUGUGCAAAACUAAUGGUUCGAAUGGAUUCGAUGAUGAUGGUGAUUUGUGUGAUUCUGAUAAAGAUACUCAAAUACCAGAUGUUUCGUUUUCCAUGCAACUUCAGGGAUCUAGAUGGUUCAGAGUUAAAUCGAUUCAAGAAAUUUACGAUGUUUUUGAAAUGGUUCAAGAUAACACCAAGUAUAUGCUUGUCGGAGGCAAUACAGCUCAUGGAGUCUACAGAUCAGAGCCUCAAGACAUCUACAUCGACAUAAACGGAGUCAAAGACCUGCACACCUACACAUUGAACUCCGAUAAGCUCGUCUUAGGAGCGAACAUGACUCUCAACAAGACCAUAGAGGUAUUGAACAAAGUAGCCGCAGAAACCCCAAAUAAAUUCGGCUACCUCAAGCAAAUGGCCAGUCACAUUGAUCUAAUCGCCAACGUACCAGUCAGAAACGUGGGAACCUUAGCUGGUAACCUAUCAAUUAAAUAUUUCCAUCGUGAAUUUCCGUCUGACUUGUUUCUAAUGCUGGAGACAGUCGACGCUCAAUUAACCAUAGGUCAUAUGAGUGGAAUGGUGUACUCGUAUCCGUUAGCACAGUAUUUUGUAUUGGAUAUGCGACGCAGAGUCAUAUUAAAUAUUACACUUCCGGCAUUGGAUUCGUCUACUUACGUAUAUAGUUCGUAUAAGAUCAUGCAAAGAGCUCAGAAUACACACGCAUACGUCAACGCCGGUUUCCUCGUCAAAGUAGACAAGAAUGCUUAUUACAGAGUACUCGAUUCACCCAGUAUAGUUUUCGGUGGAAUAAGCCCCCAAUUUGUACAUGCCACGAACACCGAAAAUUACAUCAAAGGCAAAAAUUUACUAGAAGUUAAUACACUAAAGGAAGCAUGCAGAAUAUUAAAAUCUGAACUCAAGACUGAUAAUGAUCCUCUCGAAGCAGCACCUGAGUAUCGAGUCUCGUUAGCUGUGAAUUUAUUCUACAAGUUCAUCCUCAGCUUGAGUCCAAACACCAUCGACAGCAAAUACCGCAGCGGAGGCUCCUUAUUGACUAGGCCACUUUCAUCGGGCAAGCAAGAUUUCCAAACUGAUAAAUCCAAAUGGCCUGUAACCAAACCGAUGCCAAAAUUAGAGGCAUUUGCACAAUGCUCAGGGGAAGCUGAGUAUGUUAAUGAUAUUCCGGUACAAGUUAAUGAAUUAUAUGGAGCUUUUGUAGUAUCCAAAAAAGGACCAGGAAAAUUGACCAGCAUCGAUACAAGUGCUAUAAGAAAUAUACCAGGUGUUGUGAAGUUCGUAUCAGCGAAAGAUAUUCCGGGUAAAAACACCUUCGUAGAAGUGUACAAAGUCGAAGAUGAACAGCUCUUCGCCGAUAAAGAAAUCCUCUACGCUGGUCAACCAGUCGGCGUGGUCGUCGCAAAAACCCAAAUUCUCGCCAACAAAGCCGCCGAUAAGGUGAUCGUAAACGUCGAACAAACUCGCAAACCAGUCCUAGACUUCAAAGCAGUCGUCGACUCCGGUGAUAAAAACAGAAUAACCGUACAAGCCGAAAAACAAGCCACCACCGAGAAAAAAGACGUAAAGUACAAGUUCAAUGGCUCGUUGCUCAUGGGAGGUCAAUACCACUUCACAAUGGAAACCCAAACCUGCUACUGUGUCCCAACUGAAGACGGAAUGGACAUGUAUCCAGCUACUCAAUGGAUCACUGGAGUUCAACAAAAUGCUGCUGUAGCUUUAAACUUGCCAGAGAACAGCAUCAACGUGAGCGUUAAAAGAUGUGGAGGAGGGUAUGGUUCGAAACUGGGACGAUCUGCAUUGGUAUCGACAGCUUGUGCAGUAGCAGCUCAUAAAAUGAAAGUGCCAGUUCGAAUGGUUGUCAAAUUAGAAACCAAUAUGGAAGCAGUUGGCAAAAGGUUCCCGAUGUAUGGCAAAUACGAGGUGGCCGUCAACGAGAAAGGCAAAAUACAACGCUUGAUCAUUGAUACAUAUACCGAUAAGGGUGUCACUUUGAACGAACCUCUCCUCGAUGGACUCGUGUCGCAUAUUCAAAAUUGCUACGAUGCGACCACUUGGAAAAUCACUGCGUACGAUGUGAGAACAGAUUACACCACAAAUACGUACGCCAGAGCACCUGGUAGCACAGAAGGAGUAGCACUGAUCGAAUGCAUCAUGAAUCAUAUCGCCAGCGUAACUAAUCUCGAUCCGACCGCCGUAAGAUUGGCUAAUCUCAAUAUGGAACUUUCUUCAUCCAUACCACCGAUGAUAGAUGAUAUAAAACAAACCUCAGAUUUGAUGAAUCGCUUAAAAUCUGUUGAAGAUUUCAACAAGGCCAAUCGAUGGAAAAAACGAGGCAUUUCUCUUGUAACCAUGACCUAUCCUUAUGUAGUUCCUGUGCCUUAUCACAUCCUGAUGUCAGUUUACAUGUACGAUGGAUCUGUAGCCAUAAGUCACGGUGGCAUUGAGAUAGGUCAAGGCAUAAAUACAAAAGUCGUUCAAGCCGUUGCUUAUACAUUGGGCAUAGAUGUGACAUUGAUUAAAAUCAAACCUUCCAUGGCUCUUACAAGUCCAAACGAUGGCCCUACUGGAGGAAGUUUCGGUAGUGAUGGAGUUACUUUUGCUGCCUUAGAAUGCUGUAAAAUACUGCUCAGCCGACUCGAGCCCAUAAAACAAAAAAAUCCCGGUAAAUCGUGGCCUGAAAUAAUAGCAGCAGCUGCAGCUGAGAAUGUCGACUUGAUGUGCGAAUACAUGUAUUCCCCAACGGCCACUAACAUUAAUUACAACAUUUUCGGAGUCGCUGUUUCCGAAGUCGAGGUCGAUUUACUAACUGGACAAUAUUUGAUAAGCAGAGUUGAUUUAUUGGAAGAUGUAGGACAGAGUAUAAGUCCUGAUGUGGACAUUGGUCAAGUUGAAGGCGCCUUCAUCAUGGGAAUGGGGUAUUGGCUCAGCGAAAAAUUGAUUUACGAUCAGAAUAGUGGAGCUUUGCUGACUAAUCGAAGUUGGAACUAUACACCCCCUGGAGCGAAAGAUAUCCCAGCUGAUUUUAGAGUUUACUUUAGAAGAAACGCUCCAAAUUCAAAAGGUGUUCUCAGAUCAAAAGCUACUGGAGAGCCACCACUCUGCUUGAGUAUAGGAACAGUAUUCGCAAUCCGCAAUGCAUUGCUUUCCGGUAGAAAGGAUGCAGGAUCUAAGGAUGACUGGUUCCAAAUAAAUCUACCUUAUACGCCAGAGAAUGUAUUGCUCAGCUCGAUGACGUCACUGGAUCAAUUCGCUUUAUAAUAUUAUUUUUUCUCGUUUAUAAAAUGUAGCCAAAAUAUAGAUUUUUAGUUCCUAAUAAAAUUUUCAAAUGCGUGUUGAUUAA